CGACGCCCACAGGCGUCGUCGUCGCCGGCCGGUCAGCACCGGCCAGGCUUUCACCCGGUGCAGCCACUCCCACGCAGCAGGCCGAGGUCGACCCGUACCUCCAUUGGACCGCGCACCCCCCACACAACGAGCACGCCACUGCUGUUUAGGGCCACCCGCAAACCUCCUCGACGAUGGGCCUGCAGAGACCAGAUCGGGUCCUGCACCCCGCAUCCAACCGCGGCAGAGCCACCCAGCUCCAACAAGCGGCAACCGGGCACCACCACCAGCCGGCAGUGCCCCUCCCGGGCCGCCAGCCAUGGACCUCCGACCAGCAACCGUCUCCUUCCGGCCCCCUGUACUCCAGAGCAGCAGAACGGGGCAGAGAAAACUACCCAUCUUGCGGUGCCAAGGCCGGAUCCGUGGCGUCCAGGCUUGCCCGCAGGGCCGCCGAGCGAAGACCACCGGCCCCUGCCCACCAGAUCUGCACCGGCGACCAACACGCCGCACCCAUGGCCGCACUCCGCGCCCAGCCACACGCCUCCUCGCGCCCCGCCGCGCCCAGGCCGCGCCUCCACCCUGCUCGCAGGCCAGCACCACCGCUGCCUUGACCUCACGCCGCCGCGACGCCUCUGCCAACGGCCCGCCUCCUCACCAGAUCCGGGCGCGAGGGCCCCGGAUCCUCCGCCUCGCAGCCAGCCGCCAGACCACCUCCGCGAGGGAGGCGCACGCCAACCCCGCGCGCGACCUGGGGCCGCUGCCCCAGCCUUCCAGCGCCAGCCAACGCCAUCCCGAGCGCCAAUGUGCCCGAGCUCCCUCCAGGAGCGGCCGACCCGCGCCGUACCAUCUCCAGCGGAAAGGGGAAAAAAGGGCCCCGCCGCCGCCGAGCCGCAGGCUUUGCCCGGCGACUCCUGCCGGCGGCGGCGAGGGGCGGGGGCGCGGUGGUUGUGGCUUGCGGCGGCGGCUAGGUUUUGCUCCUGGCCGCCCGCGGGAGCGACCGAGGAGCGACCCGUCGGGAGCCUCCCCGGGUCUGCUUGCCUCUUUAUUUCUAAGGGCAAAGUUCCGGUACUCUCUGUUGAAGCUAUUCAUCAGUUGCACAUAUUUAUCUUCAUCUUGGCGGUCACUCAUUUUGUUCUCAGUGCUUCUACCAUUAUUCUAGGAAUUAUGCAGACGAGAAAUUGGCAUCACUGGGAGAGCAAGAUUCAUGCAAAUGGUGAUAAUGCUCCUGAAAUGAUCAAGCAUGUUCAAGAGUUCAAGUUUAUUCAAGACCAUUUUAAAGGUCACAGAAAACGGUGGAGGAUAUUUGGUUGGAUGUGUUCAUUCUUCAAACAAUUCUAUGGAUCGGUCACUGAGGAAGACUACACAACAAUGCGACUUGGUUUCGUCAUGAAACACUGUAACCCAACAUUCAAUUUUUACAAUUACAUGAUCAGAGCGUUGGAGGUUGAUUUCAAGAAGGUUGUUGGUAUUAGCUGGUACCUCUGGGCAUUGCUCAUGAUAUUCUUGUUGUUGAAUGUGCAAGGUUUGUAUGUCUACAUUUGGAUAUCGUUGGUUCCAUUCAUUAUGCUACUUUUGGUUGGAAGCAAGAUGGAGCACAUCAUAACGGAAUUGGCUUACGAGGUUGCACAAAAGCAUACGGCGAUUCAAGGAGAUUUAGUAGUGGCUCCUUCAGAUGAUUUCUUUUGGUUCCAUCGGCCAAAAUUGGUCCUUUUGUUGAUCCACGUCGUCCUAUUCCAAAACGCAUUUGAGAUUGCACUAUUCUUUUGGCUGUUGGUGACAUAUGGAUUUAAAUCAUGCAUCAUGGGAAAUCGAGCAUAUGCUAUAUCUCGAGUUGUCAUAAGUGUCAUUAGCCAACUCGUUUGUUGUUACAUCACCCUACCGCUUUAUGCCAUCGUCUCUCAUAUGGGGAGUUCUUUCAGAAGAGUUAUGUUUGAUGAAAAUGUGACUGAAGGCCUUGUCAACUGGGCUGAAAAAGCUAGGAGACGCACAAGAAUCCCAAGUAAAACACCUGCAGACGUAGGCAACUCACAAGUUGACGAGGCAAGUGGUGUUGCAGUUCAAAUAACAAAUGCACAUGCAGACUCAUUGGUGCAGUAAAGGACUUCUAGGCUAAUUGCAUAUUUUGUAUAUGUCCAUUCUUGCAAUACUACAAUUUCUUUUACUUGUACAAUGGAAAUCUACAAUUACAUGACACAUAUGUUUGGAUAAUUGUGGUUCUUGA
Molecule: messenger RNA, 2200 nt
Organism: Aegilops tauschii subsp. strangulata
Lineage: Eukaryota; Viridiplantae; Streptophyta; Magnoliopsida; Poales; Poaceae
Product: MLO-like protein 1
Biological process (GO): defense response
Cellular component (GO): membrane
Source: RefSeq, a predicted model, not a curated record